Leptonychotes weddellii (Weddell seal) is the source of this 318-nucleotide messenger RNA. RefSeq names its product secretoglobin family 1D member 2-like. The record is from RefSeq and is a predicted model, not a curated record. Lineage: Eukaryota; Metazoa; Chordata; Mammalia; Carnivora; Phocidae.
AUGAGGUUGUUCCUGAGUGUCCUGCUGGUCAUUCUGGCUCUUUACUGCUAUGAGGCCAAUGCGUUUGCCUGUCCAGCCUUAGUAGAUGAUUUGUCGAGCUUUCUCUUUCAACCUGCAGCCAUCUACAAGAAAACAGUUAGGAAAUUUAACGCAUCUCAAGAAGUCAUUGAGGCCAAGUUGGAAGUGAAGUCCUGCACAGAUAAAAUAUUCCUUGGGAAUAGAAUACUAAUUGCAAACACAUUGCUCCAGAAAGAGUAUCCAGCUGCCAUCUGGAAAACUCCAUACAGGACUCCACAGUUACUUCAGGUGAAUGUGUAA